AUGUCAACAGUGAAUGUUUGCAACAACCAUGCGAAUCAGGCCCGGCUAGAAUCGGUCCUAACCGCCCUCAGGUCGUGUGUGACCGUGUUGGCGUUACUGCUGCUGACAGCGGCCGGAUCCGUACAGCUGGAGACAAACAGCAUUGUGGCCGGUGUAAACAAUCAUCACCAUCCACAUCACACUCGACAUCAUCUACAUCGGGAGGUGACGAAACAGGAGUUCGAUAGCAUCGGUGAUGGUGGAGGUGGUGGUGGUGGUGGUGGCGAUGAUGCUGGUAAACAGAAGCUCAUGAAUGCUAUCAAUUAUAUUCUCAUCGAUUACCUGAACGAUGGUGAACGGGAGCGGCGCAUCAGUUGGAAUGGCGUCAUCGGAAAGGAGACGAGUCUAGCCGAUAAUAGUUCCAACAAAACGCUCAAACUCUGGCAAAUGGUCUCCAACAAGAAUCUGAUACAGAUCAUCUACACCAGCGAUGGACAAAUGAUGGACUGCGAGUACGUCCGGCAGCGCACUUUCAUACACCAGUUCCGAAGCCGCUUCAACAGUGAAUUCUUCCAAGCAUGGGCCCGUAACUUCACCUCACCGUUUAAUGGGGUGCCCGGUGCAACUGCCGGGACACACCGCCAUUCGCUCGUGUCCGACCAUGACUUUGAGCAGUACAUCGAGCAUGACAUCGUUACGCCCGAGAUGGUGGAACUACAGUACAAGAUGUUCGAGUUUCCGGCCGGUGUGCCGGCCACGCACCAAACCAUCGACGCGUUCGGCAUGCGCAAUCUGACGUACAUUCCGCUCCAUGCACGGGAAGACAUCCCGUCCGAUCUGCUGGAGCUGCUAAACUUUCACGAACUGAAGCAGCGAUGCAAUGUGCGGCACAUGCAGCUGAAGCAAAUUGCCCAAGGGCUGCAGAGUGCCGAUCCCGAACAUCAGCGGAUAGCGAACGAAAAGUUGCAAAGACAGCGACGUGACCUGUCCAGCAUGCUGCGCGUCCCGGGCACAAAAUGGUGCGGCAAGGGCUGGAGUGCCCGCAACUACGUCGAAAUGGGCGGCUACUCGAAGGCCGAUCGGUGCUGCCGCCAGCACGACCUAUCCUGCCCAUUCUGGAUAUUGGGAUUCGAGACGAAGUACAAUCUGUUUAACUGGCGCGUCAACACGCUAAUGCACUGCGGAUGCGACGAGAGAUUUCGUACCUGUCUCAAAAUGGCUGACUCCAGUGAUGCCAAUCUGGUCGGCAAACUGUUCUUCAACAUCGUCCAGAUGAAGUGUUUCGUGCUGAAGCCGGAAACGGUGUGCGUCAAGCGGACCUGGUGGAACAAAUGUGAAAAGAAGAUCCGCCGGAAGCGGGCCCACCUGCGGGACAAUAGAAAGUUUUAA
Molecule: messenger RNA, 1368 nt
Organism: Anopheles maculipalpis
Lineage: Eukaryota; Metazoa; Arthropoda; Insecta; Diptera; Culicidae
Exons: 4
Coding region: 1-1368 (455 amino acids)
Biological process (GO): arachidonate secretion; phospholipid metabolic process
Molecular function (GO): A2-type glycerophospholipase activity
Source: RefSeq, a predicted model, not a curated record